Molecule: messenger RNA, 1627 nt
Organism: Brassicogethes aeneus
Lineage: Eukaryota; Metazoa; Arthropoda; Insecta; Coleoptera; Nitidulidae
Source: the annotation of a GenBank genome assembly
CUUAAACCAGUGCUGUAGUGUAGUUUAGGUACAAUGAGGAUACAAAUUUUGGUUGUUGUGAUAUGCCUUCUUGGCACGAUCGAUGCAAGAUCAAAGAAAAAAUCUUCAAAAGACCAAUUGGAAACAAAAUCGAAGCACAAGAAAGUUCCAUCAGCAAUUGUUGCCAUAGAAAUCGUCGAUCCCAACGAAAACAAAACAUCGUCGAGAAACAAAAAGAGAACCAUCGAAUCGUCGCUAGGUUACGGAUACCAACAACCCAAAUUCGAAGUGUACAAGUAUUCUCAGCACGACAUCCCGGCAUGGAAGGGGUCCAACAAUUUAUUCAGCGGCAGUUAUACCGUGCAGAAAAGCAUUUCUUACACUUUGCCGACUCAAAAGUAUACCGAAGUAAAUAAUGCACCCUCUAAGAUGUACCUACCAGGUACCAGACUGUACUCCACUUUGGAUCAAAACGGACACAUUGGCCAAUUAAGUCAGAAUGUUCCUGUAGACACGCAAGGUGGACACAACCCUCAGGUUCCAGUUAUUAUACUAAGGGUGCUCCCCAAUCAAUUAAACGACCCACAUGGAAGCCUUCAUGCUAACCUACCAACAUCCCAUCCAUUCGCAGCUAAUAUCAACUCGCUUGAUAUUCAGUCGUUGUUGAGCAAUUAUCUGCAACAGGGUCAACAAGCAUAUCAACAACAACAAUAUGAACAACCGCAGCAGCAAGUGUACCAGCAAGAACAACCACAAGCCGAACCAGGUUACCAAUACGAAUCACCAAAAUCCCAAUUGCUAACCCACGAAAACUACCCCAGUAGCGCGCAUACAAGAGUAAUAUUCAAGAAUCAACACGGAGGCAUCAGAGAAUCCCAAAAGGACGACACCCUCACCAAAACAAUCAACGUACACGUACCGCCAGGCAUUCAGGAAGUCAAGGUGGAAUCCUCCGAAGUCCCAUACACUCCACAAGCCCAGUACGAACAACCACAACCGCAAUACGAGCAACCACAAGCCCAAUACGAGCAACCACAAGCCCAAUACGACCAGCAACAAUACUACUACUACCAACAAGGCGCACAGGCUGCCCAACAGCAGUACGAACAACCCCAGGCACUCUACCAACAACCCCAACAACAGUACCAGGAUGCCCAGCAUUACUCCGGCCAGCCCAUCGUGGUGCCAGAUCAACAGCAAUAUCAGGAAGUUGCUCAACCUCUAGAAGCCUAUGGGCAACCUGUCCAACAGUACGAAAGCCAACCUCAGCACCAAGUGCAACCGCAACAAACCUACGGUCAACCUGCCCAACAGUACGAAGCCCAGCAGUUUUACUACCAAAAAUACCAACAAGGCGGUUACGAACAAACCGAAGCACCUGUGACAUACGUAACGCCCAGAAACCUCCACAAAAGGCGUUUGAGGAGUAGGAAACGUGUGGUGGUGAAGAAAAAUUAUGAAUCCGACAAAAUUUUGCAGUAAUUAGUUGUUUAAGAUAUUAUUAUUAUUUUUGAUACAAAGAUUUUGUGCAAUAUUUCUAAUGCAGUAUUUAAGAUUAAAGACCCUGUAUAUUUAUUUAUUAAUGCCGAGUUUGUAAUGCCUGUAUAUAUUUUAAUACUUGUUAUAUGUUGUUGAUGCCUGGUUUAUA